Tuber aestivum (summer truffle) is the source of this 504-nucleotide messenger RNA. Lineage: Eukaryota; Fungi; Ascomycota; Pezizomycetes; Pezizales; Tuberaceae. The record is from the annotation of a GenBank genome assembly.
AUGGGACUGCUCACUCCAACCUCAAGCCCUUCGGGCGUCCCAACCCUCAUCCCCAAUGGUGCACACCACACCAAGGAUCAUCACCCAUCAACACUCAACACAUUCACUCAAACUGAUGCACAUGACAUCAUAUGCUGUUGGCCAUACACUCUCAACAUACCCGCUAUAGAUGCUAUCAGAUCGUUAUUAACUCUUGGGAGGUUCACCAUCUCCUCGAACCCUGUAUCUCCGGAUCCAGAGACAAAAGCUCCUGAGAAGGGUUACCCUCUCCUCAAUACGGUAUACGGUACGAGAUUAGCCCGCCUGGGCCCGCUCACGGGUUAUAUCCCACUGAUAAUUUGGUAUGAUAGAGGUCUCGCGAGAUUUUGACUCUAUCGAUAGGGAGCCAAGCAGGGCGGGCCAGCUGUCGUUGCGGAUUAGCCAGGGCUUUCCAUUCGCUAGGUACCGUCGGGGAGAACUUUGGCUUUGCGAGGGACCGGGCCUUGUAGGGGGCGAACAAAACCU